This is a messenger RNA of Lactuca virosa, 882 nucleotides long. Lineage: Eukaryota; Viridiplantae; Streptophyta; Magnoliopsida; Asterales; Asteraceae. The record is from the annotation of a GenBank genome assembly.
AUGACGAAUCUGAUUUUGAAGACCCAAAUCCAGUUCUCAGCCAAAAUAAAAGGAAAUCACCUCCACGGUCUGACCAAUGUACAAAAGGAAUAUCUAUCAUCAAUUGGAUUUGGUCCCCUUUUAAAUAUAAAAGUAGAUGGGUCGGCAUCACGAAUUGGGUAUUAUGCAGUCAACAACUUUGACCCUGAACGAAUGGUUUUGACUAUCGAGCGGGGUGAGAUACCAAUCACUAGGCAAUUGAUACAUGACAUGUUGGGUCUCCCUUUGGGAAAUGUCAAUAUCAAUUCAUUAAACUUCACACCCGCUCAAGAAAAACCUGUUGAUUUGUGGUUUGCACAGUUCAAUUCAGAAAAUGAUAUUAGGCCCAAAGGCGUACAAAGGGCGAUUAAGAUAUUAAAAGAUGUUGGGUUAUUGUUUAAAGUCAAUUUUUUGGUGCUCAUUCGUAACACUCUUGGACAAUCCAAGAGCAUGGGCACAUGUGAUGUAUCAAUGCUUGCAAAGGUCUUAGAGGAUUUAGAUUUAAGCGACAUAGAUUGGUGUUCAUAUGUGCUAGAGUGUUUGAAAAAUACAAAACAUGCAUGGAAUCCUAUGAACGAUACAUCUUACUAUGUUGGUCCUAUUAUCCUCUUGACGUUGGUAUACCUUGAACAUGUUUCAUGUGAUGCUGUUACGAUUGACCGUGGAAGACCUGCUAUAUGUUUCUGGGAUGUAGAAACCAUACGUUUACAUGAGGAAUAUGAAAUCAGAAAUGGUGGACUUGGUACUGGUGAUCUUCAGGAACCUUACAUACCACAGGAUGACAAUGCGGAAAAUGUCAAUUCGGCGAAUGGAUCUGUAACAUCCCAAAAUCUGAGGCCAAAAAUUUCACUUUUGAUUAGGUGA